This is a messenger RNA of Adineta ricciae, 387 nucleotides long. Lineage: Eukaryota; Metazoa; Rotifera; Eurotatoria; Adinetida; Adinetidae. The record is from the annotation of a GenBank genome assembly.
AUGAUUUCCAAGCAACUUGCAACAACAUCAACAAUCACAAGUAACUUGAGACAAACAAUCAGCAUGAGUUCGCAAGCACAGUUCUACGAAGCAUUACGUCGACAACAUGUCGUCGACCAUCGACAAUCACUCGCUGUUUCCAGACAAGUUCAACAAUCCAAAUAUCAAUCACGAUACAUCCCUGUCGGUGUACUCCGCGAAGAUGAUAUGUAUUUACCAUGGUCAUUUAAUCCAUUACGGCGAACAAAAGUAGCGCAUAGUGAGGAAAAUUUCUUUCAAAAAGAUCAACAAUAUCGACCACAACCAGUACCUUCGAAGGAACAUCAUGUUCAUUAUGGAAAACUUCCACAUCGUUUCACUUCAACUGACUAUAUUCAACAACGAUAA